AGAGAAAAACCGAACAAGCUCUAGAAUACCAUAUUACGACCACCAUCGCUGGGGGGCGCUGUGAUGUUUUUUGGACGCUUCACGCGGCCUCGCUCUGGUUGGUCAAAGACGGAGCGCGUCGUCCAAUGACUGGAAUGUCGCCCGUUUUCAAAUCGACACGGAUGCAAACACUCGCCCUGCUGAUAGAUCUGUGACACAUCUGCUAUUGAAAUGGAGAGCUUUUUAAGGCGGAGGCUCGCCCAGGCCAGUGGCAACAUUUUGGGUGGAUCAGCUCUUCAGAAACCUGUUUCCUCUUGCCCCCCUAUCAAAUUGCCGGAUCUGUGUUCUAGUUUCUAUUCAAUUGCAGAUGAACCUUUUCCCCAGGUUUCUGGAUUCCUUGAUGACACUGUUGGUCCAUCCUUUCUUUCAAACGAAGCAGGAACUGCGUUGAAUUCCCCUGCAUGCACACCAUCAGAAAGUAUAACAAAACAUAAGGAUGAAGGAGUUUUGGCAACACUACAAGUGACGACCGAGGACUCUGAUAAUAAUUCCUCAAAGCUUGGAGCACACUGUCAGGCAGCGGAUGGAAGCAUGUCUACUAAACCAAUACAGAAUGAUAAAGACAUUAGCAGUGCAACAAAAUUCAAAGCAGAUGAGGAGGACUAUAAAGAUUUUACCCCUUGUGCCACAGAAUCCAGUAAAUCUUUAGAGAAAUGUGAUUUAAUGAGUGUAGAGUUGAAGAACAGCACUUUUAAUGUCACUCAAGACUUGAAAGAACAAUCUGACUCUGCUAUUAAUGCAACUGUUGAUCUACCAAAUAUUAGGGAGAGGAACAGUACCUUUGAGUCUGUCCCAUCUCAAGAGCCCAGAGAGGGUUCCGAGUCUGGCCCUAAACUUAAUUCAACAGUGGAUAUCGAUGUCCCCAUGAUAAAGACUCAGUCAGGAAAUACCACUGUUGACCUGGCCCAAACAAGUAACCCUAAAGUGGGGUCUGACCCCGGGGGUGAUGCAACUGUGGAUAUUCUUAAUCUGGACUGUACACAUGAUAAAGUGAAUUCCCAUGUUGAUAACAUUAGCUCCCCAAACACUACUACAGAACAGCCAAAUGAGAAACUUGAAGGAACAAUUAAUAUUCAGCAACAUGAGCUGGACAAGGAGAAACCAGAGGGAAGCCUUAACGCUACUGAGGAAGAUAAAACAAACUGUCCCAUUACAAAGAAUGCAGAGGAACCUAAUUUGAAAGUGAAUGUAACGCUUGAUAUUUUGGAGCAAACUGCCAGUGCUCCUCUUCACGCCUCUGGUGAGAUUGUUCAUUCAAGCUCUGCUGCUUUAAAGCCAGAUGAGAAUACUUUUACUAAAACUAAUACAACCACUGACCUUACUCCCCCUGAAAAUCCAGUUUCGAAAAAUAUCACUGUAGAAAUAACACCCUCAAGCACAGAAUUAACAGGCCAGGCUAAUGAUGGUUCUAACUCAGUUGUGGGUAAUGCUAAAUCAGACUCUAACAAUAGAGAGACAGAAGUUGAGACAAGCAUCGCUGCUUUUGUUUGCUCUGUUGAAGCUCCCGAUGACUCUCCCGAGCUUAAAGCAGAUGAACCCCUCAAAAACUCAGAGAGACCUGGAUGUGCAGACAGAGAGUGUGUUCUCAACUCUGAUAUGGGAAACAUCAGCAGAAACAGUAUUUUUUCUCUGGAUGAUACCGUGGAUAUGAGAACUAGCUUCAUGGUCACAUCCACACCAAUUGUCUUUGGCAAAGAAUCCAGGUUUGAAAUACUGAGAGACGUAAAGCCCACACCGAUGAGGAAGAGGCUGUCUGUGAUCAACAGCAUUGAGGUACAAUCAAAUGAUAGCCUUGUUGGUGUGAGCAUUCAUGAUGGGACUCAUGCUGUGCUGGUAUCUGAGAACUCAAGCCAGAGUCAAAAGGUCUUGUCAAACUACACUUCAAGUAACAGUAAAACAGAGCCAGCAAAUGAGAACAAACCUCCCAUAAAACCUACAGCCAAAAGACAGCUUCCUCAACGUUCCUCUAAGCUCAGUUAUCCAAAAUCUUGUCUUCCACCAUGGCCACAGUCAUCCCUGCUCUCAUCAGUAGCAGUAAGACCAAAGACUAUCCAAGCACCACAGGUCCUGCAUCAGUCCAACGUAUCAUCUGGUACUCUGCUUGGCAACAAGAAAAUGUUACAACAUAACAAGGGAAAGAACAUUGGAGCUGCCAAGAACACAGUAUCGACUAGCACUGUUAAGACAUCUGUGGUUUCUUCUGUGUCUGGAUAUAAUUUCACUGCAGUUUCAAGACAUUCAAGCUCUGGUUUACCACAAAUGAAACCAUCAGGGCUACAGCCCCCAACUCGGAAAAGAUUGGCCCUCAAGUCUGCCCAGAUCACACAAUCUUCUAUAGAAACCAUUCAGGCUCAGUCCAGUAAUAAACCAACAGGAAUACAAGGUGUGAGGACGAGGAAUUCACUCCUUCCCAGUCUGGGCCAAAAGCACAUGAACAAUGAUGGUUUGCCUUUGGCAAAGAGAAAAAAAAAUGCACCCAGUGCUCGGCCUGCAGUAGAAAAUGAUUCUGAGCAACCAGCUGAAGGAGCACAUAAAUCAGACUGUGUUAAUUGCUUGCAACAUCAAGAAAAACUUGAGAGGUGCCUUCAAGAACUAGUGAGAUUACGCUCAGAGUGUAAGAACUGGGGACCACUGCAGGAAAAACUUGAGAUGUGUUCAGAGGAAAUUAAGAAAAUUUAAGCAG
This is a messenger RNA of Myxocyprinus asiaticus (Chinese sucker), 2722 nucleotides long. RefSeq lists its product as uncharacterized. Bases 211 to 2718 code for a protein of 835 amino acids. Lineage: Eukaryota; Metazoa; Chordata; Actinopteri; Cypriniformes; Catostomidae. The transcript has 8 exons. The record is from RefSeq and is a predicted model, not a curated record.